Neopelma chrysocephalum (saffron-crested tyrant-manakin) is the source of this 2490-nucleotide messenger RNA. Its product is annotated as otoferlin-like. The transcript is spliced from 17 exons. The annotation marks the transcript as partial. The record is from RefSeq and is a predicted model, not a curated record. Gene Ontology annotation, cellular component: presynaptic active zone membrane; synaptic vesicle membrane. Gene Ontology annotation, molecular function: calcium ion binding; AP-2 adaptor complex binding. Gene Ontology annotation, biological process: plasma membrane organization; synaptic vesicle priming. Lineage: Eukaryota; Metazoa; Chordata; Aves; Passeriformes; Pipridae.
GGGCUCCCGGCGCUGACGGGCGGGACGUGCCACUCUGUCCCCACAGGGGAGGUCGUGGUCAGCGUGGAGCCCGAGGUUCCCAUCAGGAAGAUGGAGACGGUGGUGAAGCUGGAAGCUAAUUCCGACGCGGUGGUGAAGGUGGACGUGAGCGAGGAGGAGAAGGAGAAGAAGAAGAAGAAGAAGAAAGGAGGAGGAGGAGGAGGAGGAGGAGGGGAGGAGGCAGAGGAGGAGGAGCCCGACGAGAGCAUGUUGGACUGGUGGUCCAAGUAUUUCGCUUCCAUCGAGACCAUGAAGGAGCAACUCCGGCAGCAGGAAGCGGCCGCGGCAGAAGCGGAGGAGAAGGAAGAGCUGGAGCUUGGAGAGGGCUCCAAGGGCCAGGCCAGGCACAAGGACAAGGCCAAGGCACCCAAGGAGGACAAGAAGAAGAAGCAGCAGCAGGCGGCCCCCGAGCUCCCGGAGAAGAAGAACAAGCAGAAGGUCGACGAGCUGAAGGUGUUCAACAAAGAGCUGGAGUUGGAGUUCGACAACUUUGAGGACUGGCUGCACACCUUCAACCUGCUCCGGGGCAAGAUCGGGGACAACGACGACACGGCCACGGAGGAGGAGCGGAUCGUGGGCAGGUUCAAGGGCUCCCUGUGUGUGUACAAGGUGCCGCUGCCCGAGGAUGUCACCAGGGAAGCAGGAUACGACCCCACCCUCGGGAUGUUCCGGGGGAUCCCCAGCAACGACCCCGUCAACGUCCUGGUCCGGGUCUACAUCGUCAGGGCCACAGACCUUCACCCCGCCGACAUCAACGGCAAGGCCGACCCCUACAUCGCCAUCCGGCUGGGCAAGACCGACAUCAAGGAUAAGGAGAACUACAUCUCCAAGCAGCUCAACCCCGUCUUUGGGAAAUCCUUCGACAUCGAGGCCACGUUCCCCAUGGAGUCCAUGCUGACGGUGGCCGUGUACGACUGGGACCUGGUGGGCACCGACGACCUCAUCGGGGAGACCAGGAUCGACCUGGAGAACCGCUACUACAGCAAGCACCGGGCAACCUGCGGGCUGGCACACACCUACUCUGUCCACGGCUACAACACCUGGAGGGACCCCAUGAAGCCCUCCCAGAUCCUGGCCAAGCUGUGCAAGGAGGGGAAGGUGGACGGGCCGCACUUCGGGCCGGGAGGGAGAGUCAAAGUCGCCAACAGGGUCUUCACCGGCCCCACGGAGAUCGAGGAUGAGAACGGCCAGAAGAAGGCGUCGGACGAGCCGGUGGCGCUGGCGGCCCUGCGGCACUGGGAGGACGUUCCCCGCGCCGGCUGCCGCCUCGUCCCCGAGCACGUGGAGACGCGGCCGCUGCUCAACCCCGACAAGCCGGGCAUCGAGCAGGGCCGCCUGGAGAUGUGGGUGGACAUGUUCCCCAUGGACAUGCCGGCGCCCGGCCCCGCCAUUGACAUCUCUCCCAGGAAACCCAAGAAGUACGAGCUGCGGGUGAUCGUGUGGAACACGGACGAGGUCAUCCUGGAGGACGACGACUACUUCACGGGCGAGAAGUCCAGCGACAUCUUCGUCAGGGGGUGGCUGAAGGGGCAGCAGGAGGACAAGCAGGACACGGACGUCCACUACCACUCGCUCACCGGGGAGGGCAACUUCAACUGGAGGUACAUCUUCCCCUUCGACUACCUGAUGGCCGAGGAGAAGAUCGUCAUCUCCAAGAAGGAGUCCAUGUUCUCCUGGGACGAGACCGAGUACAAGAUCCCGGCCCGGCUCACCCUGCAGGUCUGGGACGCUGACCACUUCUCGGCCGACGACUUCCUGGGGGCCAUCGAGCUGGACCUGAACCGCUUCCCCCGGGGGGCCAAGACGUCCAAGCAGUGCAGCCUGGAGAUGGUGACCAAGGAGGCAGAGCUGCCCAUGAUCUCCAUCUUCAAGCAGAAGCGGGUCAAGGGCUGGUGGCCCUUCGUGGCCAGGGACGAGAACGACGAGCUGGAGGUCACGGGCAAAGUGGAGGCUGAGCUGCACCUCCUGACGGCUGAGGAGGCCGAGAAAUCCCCCGCUGGGCUGGCUCGGAACGAGCCUGAUCCCCUGGAGAAACCCAACCGCCCAGACACAUCCUUUAUCUGGUUCCUGAACCCGCUCAAGUCCAUCAAAUACCUCAUCUGCACACGCUACAAGUGGCUCAUCAUCAAGAUCGUGCUGGCCCUGCUGCUCCUGGUCAUGGUGGCCCUGUUCCUCUACAGCAUGCCGGGCUACAUGGUCAAGAAGCUGCUGGGGGCCUGAAGGAUGGGAGCCUCUCCCAUAUCCCGGCCUUUCCCUGGCUCCACGUCCGUCCUUCUCCUCCCCACAGCCCUCGGCAGCUCAGGGGCAUCUCCUCCCUGCUGCUGCUGCUCCUGGAUUCCUCCUGGACUGCUCCUGGAUUGCUCCUCUGGUCCCCCCCUUCAGGGUCUGGUCCCAUGGGAGCGGGGAUGGAGGGUGGGAUCAAUCCUGAGGCUGGGGAUGGGAUUGAUCCCG